AUGAGCUCCCCCGAUCCGGAUCCCGCCACCGCCGCGCCGUCGCGCGCCGUCGCCGACUGCAAAGUGUUCGUCGGAGGCCUGCACCCGCUCACGACCGCGGAGACGCUCUGCGGAUACUUCGGUCGACGAUUCGGGGAAGUGAUCGACGCGGUGGUCAUGAUCGAUCGCGCGACGGGGCGAUCGCGCGGGUUCGGGUUCGUGACGUUCAGAGAGGCGGCGGACGCGGCGAGCGCGAUCGAAGCGUCCGCGACGGCGAAGAAGCAGGCGGCUGAAGCGGCGGAGAAGAAGAAGAAGACCAAGAGCGGCGGCGACGACGAGGGCGGCGGCGGCGGCGGCGAGGACGAUGACGACGAUUCCAACGUCGAUGUUUUAACAGCAGCGCCAACUCGGGUGGAACCGCUCGAGGUGGACGGCAAGGUCGUCGACGCGAAGCUCGCGUCGUCGUCGUCGAGGGGCGGCGAGAACGCCAACGCCAACGCGUCCUCCGCCGACGCCGCGCGCGCGGACGCCGCCGCGAAGCGUCUGUUCGUCGGCGGUCUGACGCGAGAGACGACGGAGGAUUCGAUGCGAGAGUACUUCUCGCAGUUCGGCGACGUCGUCAAGGCGGAGGUCAUGCGGCACACGCAGGGCGACCACAAGGGCGAAUCGAGGUGUUUCGGGUUCGUCACCUUCGACGCGGAGGAGGCCACGGACGCCGUCUUCACCGCGGGCGAGGACGGCGACGGCUCCCAGGGCGGCGGGUACCACCAGCUCGACGGCAAGCGCAUCCAGUGCAAGCGCAUCGACGUGGACGCGCCGCGAGAUUCGCACGCGCGCGGCGGCGGCGGCGGCGGAGGAGGAGGAAGAAGAGACAGAGACGGCGGGGGCGGGUACCGUAAUAACCAAAGGGGGGGGCGUUACGACGACCGAGGGUACGGGUACGGCUACGGGAUGGGCGCGAGCGUGGGUCCGGGCGGCGGGAUGAUGACGGUGAACCCGAGCGGGAUGUACGGCGCGUACGGCGCGCUCGUCGCGUCGCAGGGGAUGGCUGGGAUGAACGCGAUGAUGCCGCCGAUGUUUGGCGCCAUGACGGCGCCGGCGUUUUAUCAAACCUAUGGCGGCGGCGGGGGGGGGAGGUUCGGACGCGGCGGUUCAGGCGGGCGCGGCGGCGGCGGGCGCGGCGGAGGAAGGUACCGCCCGUACUGAUGAUAUGAUCGAUCGAUCGAUUUUUCGUCGCGUUCGUCACACUGGUCCCCAUACGACCCCGUUCGCGAUGUGAACGCCGUUCCUUAAGGACUUUCCCCGUCGUCACUCUUCACCCGCGCUUCCCUUUCAACGUAAGUUUGACCGGUAAGACGUUCGACUGACCGAUCAGAGAGAGAAGAGCGCGCUACUAAAACGUAAUUCGCGCGCGCCUCGCGUCGUCUGUCCCUCCGUCCCUCCCUCUCUCCGUCUCCCCGCCGUCACUCCGGGUGCUCCAACCGCACGCCCGACUCGCCUCUCCUCCGCGUGCUCUCCGCACGCAUCCGCCCCGUCGUCCCCGGAGCGACGUUCUGCGCGUCCAUCAAGUACGUCUCCCUCGACGUCCCCAUGUGCGAGUCCUGACGCGUCGUCAGCAGACCCGACGCGUGAAGUCCCCCGGGCUGCACCUCCGCUUUGACCGAACCGAGCGUCGAGAACCGAUCGCGAAUCGCCGCCUCCUCCUCGCGUCUACCCUCCACGAGAUCCUUCUUGCGCGCGGACUCUUCCGCGGCGCGCGCGUCGUUCUCGGUCGCGAGCUGUUCGAGUCGCGCGUCGUACCGCUCGACGUACGCGUCGCGCUCCUUCCGCUCCGCGGCGUUUUGUUUCUUCUUCGUCGUCGUCACGACGCGCCGCGUCUUCUCGAC
Molecule: messenger RNA, 1865 nt
Organism: Micromonas pusilla CCMP1545
Lineage: Eukaryota; Viridiplantae; Chlorophyta; Mamiellophyceae; Mamiellales; Mamiellaceae
Exons: 3
Coding region: 1-1185 (394 amino acids)
Biological process (GO): regulation of gene expression
Cellular component (GO): nucleoplasm; chromatin
Molecular function (GO): RNA binding
Source: RefSeq, a predicted model, not a curated record